Messenger RNA from Peromyscus eremicus (cactus mouse), 4789 nucleotides. It is a transcript of the gene Npas3, whose product is annotated as neuronal PAS domain protein 3. Bases 1 to 2934 code for a protein of 977 amino acids. NCBI's taxonomy places the organism in Eukaryota, Metazoa, Chordata, Mammalia, Rodentia, Cricetidae. The transcript is spliced from 14 exons. Gene Ontology annotation, biological process: regulation of transcription by RNA polymerase II. The record is from RefSeq and is a predicted model, not a curated record. Gene Ontology annotation, molecular function: RNA polymerase II transcription regulatory region sequence-specific DNA binding; DNA-binding transcription factor activity, RNA polymerase II-specific; protein dimerization activity.
AUGAUCCGAAUCUUUCCGGAUUUCAGCGUGCAGGUGACGGCCGCGGCGGCCGGCGGGGCAGCCGCUGGGGUACCGGCCGGUGCAGGCAUGGGGAGGGCCGGCACCGCGGCCAACGGCACCCCGCAGAACGUCCAGGGCAUCACCUCCUACCAGCAGCGAAUAACUGCGCAGCAUCCCCUGCCCAACCAAUCAGAAUGUAGGAAAAUCUACAGAUAUGACGGAAUCUACUGUGAAUCUACCUACCAGAAUUUACAAGCAUUGAGAAAGGAGAAAUCCAGAGACGCUGCACGCUCCCGCCGGGGAAAAGAAAACUUUGAGUUCUAUGAAUUGGCCAAGUUGUUGCCCCUCCCAGCAGCCAUCACCAGCCAACUCGACAAGGCAUCCAUCAUCCGACUCACAAUUAGCUAUCUCAAAAUGAGGGACUUUGCCAACCAAGGGGACCCUCCGUGGAACUUGCGGAUGGAAGGCCCUCCUCCAAACACCUCAGUAAAAGGGAUACAAAUGUGGAAAUCUGAACUCUGCAUGAGAAAGACACCAUGCGAAGGUGCACCGCGAAGGAGAAGCCCCAGCGCACUAGCCAUUGAAGUGUUUGAAGCACAUCUGGGAAGCCACAUUUUGCAGUCUCUGGAUGGCUUCGUAUUUGCACUAAAUCAAGAAGGAAAAUUUCUAUACAUUUCCGAAACAGUCUCUAUCUACCUAGGCCUCUCACAAGUGGAGCUGACAGGAAGCAGCGUCUUUGACUAUGUCCACCCUGGGGACCACGUGGAGAUGGCAGAGCAGCUGGGCAUGAAGCUCCCGCCUGGGCGGGGUCUCCUCUCCCAGGGCACCACAGAGGACGCAGCCAGUUCAGCAUCUUCCUCCUCUCAGUCAGAGACCCCUGAGCCAGUGGAGACAACCAGCCCCAGUCUGCUAACCACCGACAACACCCUUGAGCGGUCCUUUUUCAUCCGAAUGAAAUCCACUCUGACCAAACGCGGAGUACACAUCAAGUCGUCAGGAUAUAAGGUGAUUCACAUAACAGGCCGGCUUCGCCUCAGAGUGUCGCUGUCCCACGGGAGGACCGUCCCCAGCCAAAUCAUGGGUCUUGUGGUGGUGGCUCAUGCCUUGCCUCCUCCUACCAUCAAUGAAGUCAGGAUUGACUGCCAUAUGUUCGUCACUCGAGUAAACAUGGACCUCAAUAUCAUUUACUGUGAAAAUAGGAUUAGUGACUACAUGGAUCUGACCCCUGUAGACAUCGUAGGGAAAAGAUGUUACCAUUUCAUCCAUGCCGAAGACGUAGAGGGCAUCAGACACAGUCACCUGGACUUGCUGAAUAAGGGUCAGUGUGUGACGAAGUACUAUCGCUGGAUGCAGAAGAACGGAGGCUACAUCUGGAUACAAUCCAGUGCCACCAUAGCAAUUAACGCCAAGAAUGCGAACGAGAAGAACAUCAUCUGGGUGAAUUAUCUUCUUAGUAAUCCUGAGUACAAGGACACGCCCAUGGACAUUGCUCAGCUCCCGCAUUUGCCAGAGAAAACUUCAGAAUCUUCUGAGACAUCGGACUCUGAAUCAGACUCUAAAGACACCUCAGCAGAGGACAACGAGAACUCCAAGUCCGACGAGAAGGGCAAUCAGUCGGAGAACAGCGAAGACCCGGAACCCGACCGCAAGAAGUCGGGCAGCGCGUGCGACAACGACAUGAACUGCAACGACGACGGCCACAGCUCCAGCAACCCGGACAGCCGCGACAGCGACGACAGCUUCGAGCACUCGGACUUCGAGCACCCCAAGGCGGCCGAGGAUGGCUUCGGCGCGCUGGGCCCCAUGCAGAUCAAGGUGGAGCGCUACGUGGAGAGCGAGGCGGACCUGCGGCUGCAGCCGUGCGAGUCGCUCACGUCGGACAGCGCCAAGGACUCGGACAGCGCGGGCGAGGCGGGCGCGCAGGCCUCCAGCAAGCACCAGAAGCGCAAGCGGCGGCGGAAAAGGCAGAAGGGGGGCAGCGCCAGUCGCCGGCGCCUGUCCAGCGCGUCCAGCCCGGGCCUGGACGCCGCCGGCCUGGUGGAGCCACCGCGGCUGCUGUCAUCACCGCACAGCGCCUCGGUGCUCAAGAUCAAGACGGAGAUCGCCGAGCCCAUCAACUUCGACAACGACAGCAGCAUCUGGAACUACCCGCCCAACCGGGAGAUCUCCAGGAAUGAGUCCCCGUAUAGCAUGACCAAACCCCCCAACUCUGAGCACUUCCCGUCCCCGCAGGGCCAGGGGGGAGGUGGCGGCGGCGGCGGCGGCGGCGGCGGGGGGGGAGCACUGCACGUGGCCAUCCCCGACUCGGUCCUCACCCCACCCGGCGCCGAUGGCGCGGCCGGCCGCAAGACUCAGUUCAGCGGCUCGGCCCCAGUGGCCUCCGACCCGCUGUCGCCCCCGCUCUCCGCAUCCCCACGGGACAAGCACCCCGGGGGCGGGGCGGCGGGCGGCGGCGGGGGUGGCCCUGGUGCGUCCAACUCCUUGCUGUACACUGGGGACCUGGAGGCCCUGCAGAGGUUGCAAGCAGGCAACGUCGUGCUUCCGCUUGUGCACCGGGUGACGGGGACCCUGGCGGCCACCAGCACGGCCGCGCAGAGGGUCUACACCACGGGCACCAUCCGCUACGCACCUGCUGAGGUGACCCUCGCCAUGCAGGGCAACCUGCUACCCAACGCGCAUGCUGUUAACUUCGUGGACGUUAACAGCCCCGGCUUCGGCCUCGACCCCAAGACGCCCAUGGAGAUGCUCUACCACCACGUGCACCGGCUCAACAUGUCAGGACCAUUCGGCGGCGCCGUGAGCGCGGCCAGCCUCACACAGAUGCCCGGUGGCAACGUGUUCACCACGGCUGAGGGACUCUUCUCCACGCUGCCCUUCCCGGUCUACAGCAAUGGCAUCCACGCGGCACAGACUCUGGAGCGCAAGGAGGACUGAGAGGGGGUUGGGUCCCACUCGGAGGCAUCGUCGGAGUUUUUGUUUAGACCUUUCAUUCUAGCACUUUGAAUUCGAGCAGGUCAGCGUCUUCUCACAACACGGCGGCCCCCUUUCCACCCCGCUCUUUUCUUUCAUUGGACUUAUUCUUUCUUGUAAAGACAUGUUUAUUUUUUGCCUUCAGAGGGUCAGAUGACCAGUUGCCUGCCAUUUUGUCUUCUAAGAUGUGUGUUGGGUUGUUUGGUUUUCCUUUGCAUCUUUAUUAAGAUGUCUUUAAUGUGUAUAUGCCUCUGCCAUAGAAUACUCAGUCUUGUGGUCGAGAGAUUUCUCAAGUGACGACCAUUGGGUUUUCUUCCUAAAGAUCUUGAUAUGAUCAAGAUGAAAGAGACACGCAUAAAUGAUUGUGCCCUGUUUGACUAAGUCAAAUGAAAUGGGGUGGGUGUUUUUUGGUUUUCCUGUCCCUAAUUCCUUUGAAAAUAGGGGGAUAGUAUUUUAGAAUUUUAUGCAGAAUUUAAUUCUUUUUAUGAUUAAGAUUUUAAGAUUUUCUUACUUGCACAUAAAAAUAAUUUGGGUUCUUAAACUUAAUUUCUGGCCUGUGACUAGAAUGUUUUAAAAAAAAAUAAGUUGGACUAAGUGGUAAUUACUGAAACAUUAACUUAAUUUCUAAACCAUGGUGCUAUCAUUUAUUAAUCUGUCUUCAUACAAAAUGCAGCUCCCAGGCUGGGAUUUGGAAAAGAAACUGUGUCUUGUCCUGGUCUGGAGCCCUGUUGCUACAGUCUCCUUGGUUAGUUAAGACAAAGCCCUCAUUAACAUUUGCUGCAGGACUUGGAUUUACCUCCCAACUAACAAACAUAGCCUCACUUUCCAUUUAAUGGGUCAGUAAAGCCCUAUUAAAAGGGGGCUUUUGGACAACUCCAACUGAUUUGAGGAGCAGUUUAAGUACAUACUGCCUUUUGUUGAGCUUUUUUUUUUUUUUUAAUCCUUAAUCAGUCUAACUGAGGCUGAUUCCACAACUUCAGUAACAUUUCAGAGGAAAAGGAAGAAAAGGAGAAAUAGUUAACAUGUUUUUUGUUUCUUUGGGAUUUUGUUUUGUUUUCAUUUCUUGCUAAGAAAAAAAAAACAAACACACACAGGUUGUAUUGGGGGCUAAUUUGAUGGAAUUUAUUUCCCUUCGGUUCUUAGUUCUAAGUUGAAACCAACGAGUUUUUAAAACUAAAGGAUGGGUUAAUGAGCUCAGACAGAUAACUGCAACUGAAAACCGCACAUUCAGUGAAGAAAGAAAAAAAAAAAAGAGAAAAAAAAAAGAAAAAAAAUAGCCUCUUUUGUCUUCGUUGCCAGAAAUCAGUGUGGUGUCAAACACUCCAAAUGACUGUCCCGUGUAGAUUCUUCUCCCACUUCGUUGUUGGGCAGCUGUGUGUUAAGGCGUCUAAUACCAGAUGUGAGAACUGUAACGUGUACAACGUGUUCGUGUCCUUGGCUGUGGGUCCCAUUGCAGUUUCAGUGUGUGUUCCUAUAUGCAGUAUAUGCUAAGCUAACGUAGUCGUUUUGUCCACUGUCUUCUCUGUGCUCUGUCUCUAGUGGAGUGGCACAGUCCCAUUCCUGCAGUCCUAGUGAAUCAGUGACUCUUGGGGGUUAGUGGGUUUUCCUGGUGGCCUUUCUCUGUGGCGUCACCUAUACCGCUUCUACCGUCUGUGAAUCCUGUUUUCCUUUGCUAAGUCCUCGCUGUUGCUUUGCUGUUGUAUAUUCCCCUCUCUUUCCCUCCUGGACUCCCCCUUCCUCUCCUCUGCUUCCCUUUCCUGAUACCCCAAAUCUAGUUCAUUCUCAAGAGAUUUAAAAAAAAAAAAAAAAAAAAAAAAAA